Molecule: messenger RNA, 1005 nt
Organism: Ruditapes philippinarum (Manila clam)
Lineage: Eukaryota; Metazoa; Mollusca; Bivalvia; Venerida; Veneridae
Exons: 6
Coding region: 150-746 (198 amino acids)
Biological process (GO): cell-matrix adhesion
Cellular component (GO): extracellular region; lysosome
Molecular function (GO): calcium ion binding
Source: RefSeq, a predicted model, not a curated record
GGUAUUCCGAACAGUAAUCGUACACACGACGUAAUGUGAUAAGAUUAACAUAAUGUAUCUAACUAUAUAAGUGAAAAUUAUCGCCAACGUUUCAUCUUUCAACACGCUUCUGAUAGUAAGAAAUUUUAGAUUUGUAUUAUAGAAGAACCAUGUACACAGAAAGUUUCAUCGUACUUGUUAGUAUAGGACUGAUACAGGCAAAUGUGUGCUGUUUUCCUAAACAGUAUGAAGCAAACCAGGGCUUGAUGAAGGCAACCGUUAAAAAUGGUCAACUUUCAAUUCUGUAUGGCAAUCUUCACUAUUGGUUUGAUGGCAUAAGCAAGAAAGAAUUGUUUAUAGAAGAUCUUACAGUAGACGGUUACAAUACAAGAGUUACCGUCCUUAAGGAUUAUAACGUUACGAAUACAAAAUAUGUGAUAUCUGGCGAUCGAUGCAGUCAAAAAGCUUUGACUCCAUUUAAAGAAGGCUGCAUACCAGAUUGGGCGACUAAACUUGUUUCCUCGAAUUACGGCUCUCAAAAUUCCGGCAUGAAUUUCAACGUAUACAACAACAGUGCGGGCUCUGUAACGUCAUUCCUUAUUUCUACCCAGGACUGUUUUCCCAUACUUGACGUAUCCGCCAUUCCGCACGGAGCGAGCCCCUACAUGCAAGUUGUUAUGCCCUACAACUUUACAGUUGGUAUAAGUGACAGCUCAGUGUUUGACAUACCAGCUAUCUGUAAGCAAAGCUCACUGGUAGGGAAAUAAUACCUCGACGUUCAACGUGCAAAUAGUUCUUAUUGACAGAUUAUCGAAACUUGAUGCAAAAAUGUAAUACAAAGCUUGUUUAAAAUUAUAUGAAAAAAAAACAGUAUAAAAAGAAAAAAGAAACUUUUAGAUAUAAGAUGAAUACUAAAAGACGGUUUGUUGUUUUGCAUACUUAACAUUAAAUGUUACUUAAUUUUUAUAACACCGAUUUCAAUAUAAUUAUAUCAAUUUCAGAUAAUAAAGACGAAAAAAUAAACAA